Messenger RNA from Drosophila rhopaloa, 1119 nucleotides. Its product is annotated as protein takeout-like. The transcript has 3 exons. The record is from RefSeq and is a predicted model, not a curated record. Lineage: Eukaryota; Metazoa; Arthropoda; Insecta; Diptera; Drosophilidae. The coding region runs from base 1 to 861 and encodes 286 amino acids.
AUGGGAGUCAUUCUUGUUCUAAGUUGUAAGUUUAUUUGCCAAUUGACUGUUGAUGCCAACACAAGCUUACAUUCUGAGUUUCUCAUCUGUGGAAGCGAAAUGUGGGCUUGUUUUAUAACGAUCAUAGGCCUGCUGCAACUGGUUGCCAUUCUGAGAUGUGAAGCUUUGGACAUAAGCAAGUUAAUAAAACGGUGCCACUAUGGAGACUCCAAAUGUAUAAUACAGAGUAUGAACCAAGUCAUAAAGAGCUUUCCAAAAGGCAUACCCGUUUUGGGCACAAAACCCAUCGAUAUUGUCGACAAAGCUGACUUUAAAAUUUGGAAUAACGUGGACAUUGGCCCCGUGUGGCUCAAGUUUCGGUUGUUCGACCAGCUGAACUACGGCUUCGAAAACACAACGAUCACCGAAGUCAAGGGCUUUGACAGGGACCCUACUUCGACCUCGCUGGAGAUUCAUGGCAAGAUUCCCAGUCUCGUGCACAAAGGAAAAUACGUGGUCAACGGGAAACUAUUGUUAAUGGAGGCGAAUUCCAAGGGCGAAUCGGUAUCUGAUUUGCAGAACUUUAAGUUCUUUCUCAAGCUAAAAGUCACCAUUGAGUAUCGAAACAAUAAGAGAUAUCUGAAGGUUUACGAGCUAGUGCCACGACUUAAAUUGGAUCGUUGGAUUAUAAGGCUGGAUGACUUCUUACCUGAAAACUCUGACCUAACUAAAGCCGUGAAUCAAGUUAUCAACAAGAAUUGGGUGGAGUUCUGGAACGAACUGGAGCCGUCGAUUUUGGACAUUUUUCAAAGUGUUUUUACUAAUCUUAUUGAAGAUGUAUUUCAAAAAGUUGCCUGUGACGAUCUUUUCCUCAAUAAGUAGUAGCUUAUGAGUUUGACCCUGUUAAAUUGAUGUUGUCACUUUUAUUAACUAGUUCCUAUUAAAUAAAAAGUUAAAAAAACCUACAAUUGGAUUGCAGCUGUUAUACACACUCAAAUUGUACAUAUCUUCUACUUUACUUUCAUUGAUGAUUUAAAAAAUACUUCAAGUUGAAAAUGCAAAUAAAUCAAGUAAAGCUUGCAACCGGUUUUCGAUAUAUGAAGGCGCAUAAUUGCGUACCAGUUGUUUUUCCACCAUACA